This is a messenger RNA of Formica exsecta, 2947 nucleotides long. RefSeq names its product gamma-1-syntrophin (gene Syn2). The transcript is spliced from 11 exons. Lineage: Eukaryota; Metazoa; Arthropoda; Insecta; Hymenoptera; Formicidae. Bases 849 to 2384 code for a protein of 511 amino acids. The record is from RefSeq and is a predicted model, not a curated record. Gene Ontology annotation, molecular function: structural molecule activity; protein binding. Gene Ontology annotation, cellular component: dystrophin-associated glycoprotein complex; intracellular anatomical structure.
GCUAAAAAGCUGAAGUUUGGCAUUAUCGCGAGGAGACAACGGCCAAAAAAAGCACAGGCACACAUCUUUCUUUUUAUAAAUCCAUUUCUAUAUCACAAUUUGGAAUGCGUCAUUUUUGGAGUGAAAUAUUUUCAAACACCAGUGUAAGAAAAUCAAAACGUCAUUAUGUACAGAAAAUACAAGGGAGGUAUAUCUAAAUUUAUUUCCAUUUUAAGAUUCAAAAUUUAUCGCAAGAGAUGAAAUUGUAUUCCGAGAUAUCCUUAAUUUUCGCAGCGCGAGUCGCACUCCGAAAAGAGUCGAUAAGAAGAAUCAGAUCAGUCGCAGGGACAACGGUCGCUUUGAUCCGCGCCUGAACAAGCUCCGCUUAUGCGCGGCGCCUUACAUAAAUCGAUGCGCCGCGGCUUUCAGUCCGCGCGAUACAUAUACGAGUAUGUAUGUGUGUACAUAUGUAUGGACCGCUCGUGCUGGACACUGACAGUCUGACAGUAGACUAGACGUAUCCAGUUGGUGCCCGCCGCCAGACUCACGCUCAUCGUCUGGAAGUCGCGUCUUCCGGUGUUCCGGUCACAUCGACGUCGUCGAUCUCGGCACCGGUUUCACUCAAGUGAAUUUUCUACCCGACCGCGUUACAUAGGGAGAGCCGCUGCGAUGAAGGGCCGUCGCGGUCAUCGCGCUGUCGUCGCGAGAAACAGCCUGUCGUCGGGACAGUGGCAGUCACGAUAGUGCGGUACCCGCCGAUGUCGCCAGCGGUGGUCACGACAAGUCUCGUCGCCGAGGCUGACAGCAGUAGCACGAGCCUCAGACGAUAGACCAGGGUGCCGUCACCUCACUCAUCGCGCCCGAGAAUAAUGAGAAUCAACGCGACGAAGAUGAGCACUCCGAUCGAGGAGAAGAUUGAUCAGAAGCUCAAGGUACGGACGGGAAUGGUGACGGUUAGCGAUGGAAAAAGUAAACCUAUCCCGAUGCGUUUGCACUUGUCGAUGGAGGUAUUGAAACUUCAACGAGAGGAUUUGGAGCAGGCAGCGAAUCACAAUAAGCCACCUCUGGACGCCAAGGAGCGCAUGGUGCAAAUUACCAGGCAGAAGGUCGGCGGUCUAGGACUGAGCAUAAAAGGUGGAGCGGAACAUAAACUUCCAGUGCUGAUAUCGAGGAUUUAUAAAGGUCAGGCCGCCGAUCAGUGCGGCCAACUCUUUGUAGGAGAUGCAAUUAUUAAAGUGAACGGAGAGUACAUUACGGCGUGCAAUCACGAUGACGCUGUCAAUAUUUUGAGAAAUGCCGGUGACAUAGUAGUUCUAACGGUCAAACAUUAUCGAGCAGCCAAGCCAUUUCUCCAAAAAAACGAGAAGGAAGAGAAGUUGGAUAAUGUUGCCAAUGGCACAGCGGAAGACGGAUGGAUAUCACCUAAUAGGCAAGGGGGCAGUCCCAGAUGCAGCCACAGUCGACAAAGUUCGAACGCAUCUUCCAGUUCGAUGCAGUAUAAAAGAUGGGUGGACGUCAUUACGGUUCCGUUAAUGAUGGCGUACGUCACAAGAUAUAUAUUUGGCACCGACAAAUUGAGGAGAAACGCGUUCGAAGUAAGGGGUCUUAAUGGGGCGCGUACGGGAGUGAUACACUGCGAUGAUAGCGCUAUUCUCAGCCAAUGGUUAAAAUACAUAACUGAUAACAUUACAGGAUUAACGCACUUGCAGAUGAAACUGUACAAUCGUAAUUUUGGAGUCGGUGAACGUAUAGAAUAUAUGGGCUGGGUGAAUGAGGCAGUAAGCAAUAGUAAUCAACCGUGGCAGAGUUACAGACCGCGAUUUUUGGCUCUAAAGGGACCGGACCUGUUGCUGUUUGAGACACCUCCUUGUAAUAUCGGCGAUUGGUCACGCUGCGCGUUGACUUUCAAGGUAUACCAGACGAUGUUUCGCGUGAUGCGCGAAUCCGAGAACGUGGACGAGCGGCAACAUUGUUUCUUGGCGCAAAGCCCAGGAAAACCGCCACGUUACUUGAGCGUCGAGACCAGGCAGGAACUCCUACGGGUCGAGGCAGCGUGGCACACCGCCGUAUGUUCAGCUGUUACAUAUUUAAAGAGCAAAACCUUCCCAGUGACCUUUAAUAGCAGAAGCGCGGGUUUAACAUUAGAAUGGACUCAAGGAUUUACGUUGUCGUACGAAGGGAUCGGUGAGAUUGCGUGGCGUUACAAGUUCUCUCAAUUGAGAGGCUCCAGCGACGACGGUAAAAGCAGGCUCAAAUUACACUUCCAAGAACCGGAUAGUAUCGCUAUUGAAACGAAGGAAUUGGAGUGUUCCCAGUUGCAAAACUUGUUAUUCUGUAUGCAUGCGUUUCUUACUGCGAAGGUAGCCGCGGUAGAUCCUACAUUUUUAACGUCGACCACUCCGUAAAGAGCUGUAAUAUAGAUGUAAUAUGAUAUAAACAUUUUUGCCGACGAGAAUCACCAAGUGAAUCACUUUUGUGUUCUGUUGUCGUUAUACGGACUAGAGAGAGAGAACUUGAAAUGCGCUGAAAAUUUACUGGAAGGAAGCAGAAAAUGGAAGCGACAGAAACUAGUCAAUAUAUCCAAAAAGUAUUUUUAUCAUUUACAUACAUAUACAGAUCACAAAGCGGUACUACUCUAUUCAUCCUACCAAGCCAAUUUCACUAGUAUACAUAUGAACCUAACGGCUAUUAUAGUAUUAUACGCAUUUAGAUAUAAGAAUUCCCGAAUUCUAGAAGCGGCAGUGCGCAUUUAUUGUCCGACUGCGACGCAAUUAUGUUAUAUGCUUUUGCUCUAAGUAUAUUCAUUCUUUUUUGAAUUUUUGAGAAACAUAAUAUCAUGUUUUGUGUGUAUACAUGACUAUAUAUAUUUAAUAUAUAGUGUAUGCUAUUUUAAUUAUAUUUUAGUAAUUUGUUCUCUCUCUUAUUUUGAAUCUUUUGAUUGUGCUUUCGUUAAUAUGGAAUAUAUAAA